CUAAAACAAACAAGAGCCCAUCCCAUCAACUUUCCAUCCUAGAGAGAAAAACAGAAGAGAGCAAUGACAAGUUCUCUUUCCUCCCUCCUCCUCAACACCAUCCUCUUCCCCAUCCUAGUUAUACUCUUCACUGUACCCCGGCGCAUGAUAGCUCUAGACCCCGUGUGCCGGACCAAGUGUGGCCAAUUAGAGGUCAAGUACCCUCUAGGCAGCGGCUGUGGCUGCGGCUCACCCCGGUUCCACCCAUACGUGACCUGCACACCGGCUAGCGACCAGCUCCUUCUCACCACCCACACCGGCUCUUACCCCAUAACCUCUAUAUCCUACACCACCUCCACCUUAACCAUCACCCCACCCUCCAUGUCCACUUGCACCUCCAUGCAACCUUCCAAAACCAAACUGGGUCUGGACUGGGCCAGCCCGUUCCAGCUCGGCCCAUCAACUUUCAUCCUCUUAUCCUGCGCACCACCCACCUCUUCCCUCACCAUCAAGGGCACACCCAUCUGUGAUCCAUCCCCCUCCUACCUCUGUGCCUCAAUUUACACCUGUCCAGCCGUCGUCAGCAUCGGAUUACCGCUGUUUCCUCCGACAAACACGUGCUGCAUCUACUCUCCGGCGAAUCUCAAUACGAAGGAUGAAUUAGACCUCAAUGCGCUCAAGUGUUCAGGGUUUGCAUCCAUAGUGUCACUAGGCCAGGUACCAACGGACCCGAGCCAGUGGGAAUACGGGGUGGCAUUGAAGUACACACUGGGAGGGUGGGAUAGUUACAAUAGUGCCACCAGUUGUCAUGAUUGCGAGAUGAGUGAUGGGGUAUGUGGGUAUGCCCCUCCUGGUAAUUCUUUUGUAUGUGUUUGUAAGGAUGGUUUCAAUACAACUACAGACUGUUACAACUACAAUCGCCUCCAAGGCAUCAUAUUUAGCUCCACUUCUCAAUCAACUUGGAAAAUCUGGUUGGCGAUUUUGGCUGGUCUAAUUUUAUGCAUAACACGAUGAUGAGAGAGAGAGAGAGAGAGAGAGAGAGAGAGAGAGGGAGUCUUUCUGAUCUUUUUGUGAGGUUCACUUUUAAUUUCUUCUUUUGUUGGCAUCAAUUCUCAAGUUCCUCAAGAAAUUAUAAAGAAGUUGUUGGUAUGGAAAAGAAGCGAAGGAUGAGAAUAUUAUCAACUAAAGGACUGAUAUAUGGAAUAAAGGUGAAUUGUGACAGAGCAUCUUCUGUGUGUGCAUGAAUUGACAAUGUCCACCACAUACUGAGUGUUCCAAGGUCGGGUCAAAAUUGAAGUCCGGGUUGAUCAGAUGGACCCCUAUUACUAUUAAAAACCAAUUUGGAUUUUGGUCAAGUAUUUUAUUUUCAGAAAGAGGUUUUGGGGAAAGCCCUAUGGUGAUGGGUAAUGGAUUAAAUGUUGGGCUUUGACUAUAGAACUAGGUCACUUCAAAGCCCAUUUGCCAAAAUAGAAAAGGCAUAAACAAAAGAUGCUCAUCAAACUAGUUUGUCAUUAACCACCACCACCACCACCAAAAAAGAACUACGUAGUAGUUUGUCAUGAAGGCUACAUAAAUAUAAUCUACAGACCUCCUGUGUUGAAAAGU
This is a messenger RNA of Cornus florida, 1584 nucleotides long. RefSeq lists its product as uncharacterized. The coding region runs from base 64 to 993 and encodes 309 amino acids. The record is from RefSeq and is a predicted model, not a curated record. NCBI's taxonomy places the organism in Eukaryota, Viridiplantae, Streptophyta, Magnoliopsida, Cornales, Cornaceae. Gene Ontology annotation, molecular function: polysaccharide binding. The transcript is spliced from 3 exons.